Zerene cesonia (dogface butterfly) is the source of this 3936-nucleotide messenger RNA. It is a transcript of the gene Pld, whose product is annotated as phospholipase D2. The transcript is spliced from 21 exons. Gene Ontology annotation, molecular function: D-type glycerophospholipase activity; phosphatidylinositol binding. Gene Ontology annotation, biological process: phosphatidic acid biosynthetic process; intracellular signal transduction; cell motility. Lineage: Eukaryota; Metazoa; Arthropoda; Insecta; Lepidoptera; Pieridae. The record is from RefSeq and is a predicted model, not a curated record. Bases 136 to 3855 code for a protein of 1239 amino acids.
AACCAUAGCUUCUCGUCUCCUACGUUGAGUUAUUUUUUAAAUUAAUCGUAAUUUCUGCGUUAUUUAACGAUACCACUAUAUAGGAGGUCGUUCAACGACUGAAAUCGAUGCUCGUUAUCUUAUCUACUAUAGAUUAUGUACCCCAGUAUUAGAUACGUGCUGUGUAAUGACCAGAACAUCGCGAAUCAGUACCCAUACAGAAGAACAAGUGGUUAUUUUGGUGUCAGUGUCAGCAGGCCUAUGGAACGCAAAGAAUUAACUCUUAGUUUCCAUAAUCUUAUCAAGCGAGAUGAAGAACUAUACGGUUAUACAAACCAAGGAAUGGAACCACCGACCCCGUCGACCCCUGGUGAUUGUCUUCAAGGAGUAUUUCAAACACUGGACUCAUUGACGCCAGGAUUGGACUCAGAUUUUGACGAAUGUCUUGCUGUGCCAGAAUCUCUGUCCGUAAUCGAAAUAGACAAGGGUAAAGAGGAAACUGAUGCAUCAGCGCCGCUCGCGAAAUCCGUACCGUACAGAAGUAUCCACGCACCGCCGAUAAAGUUUAAAUCGGUCCACAGGAAAGUGUUCAUCCCGGGAGUGGAAAUAAAGGUCAGAUUCGUGGAGAACGAAAGAAGCGUUACGACACACCUAUUGAAUCCUAACUUGUACACAAUAAAUCUACAACACGGGGAUUUCAAAUGGACAAUCAAAAAGCGAUACAAACACAUAUUGUAUUUGCACCAACAAUUGGCACUAUACAGGACAUCGCUCAAAAUCCCCUUCCCGACUAAAGCGCAUAAGACUAGACGGGCGAGCUUCAAGAACACGGUCGAUACUGAAGAGAAGGCUGAAAGGAUGGCGCUUGAAGCGCUGCCGCGGAGCAACUCGAAGCGGCGGGAAUGUAGGCCUAGGAAGCGAAAGGGCGCGUUGCCUAGAUUUCCCCGUAAGCCCGAGGUGAUGAUCACAUACGAAGGCAUUCAGCUGCGGAUGAAGCAACUGGAGGAAUACCUGUACAACUUGCUCAACAUAUCUAUUUAUAGGAAUCACCAUGAGACCGUGGAAUUUCUGGAAGUGUCUCAAAUGUCGUUCAUAUCGGAACUUGGGUCAAAGGGCAAGGAGGGAAAGAUAGAGAAGCGCACCGGUUCCACGCGGCCCGGCCAGGCCGGCUGCAACUGCUGCGGCCUGCUCGGCAACAUGGUGUGUGUGCGGUGCAAUUACUUCUGCACGGGGCUCGUAUGCGCCCAAUGGCAAGAGAGAUGGUUAUUUGUGAAAGAUACCUUCUUCGGGUAUAUCAGACCCAGCGAUGGUGUUGUUAAAGGUGUAAUGCUGUUUGAUCAAGGAUUCGAGGUGUCCAGCGGCAUGUAUUCCACGGGACUUAGUAACGGGCUGCAAAUACUCAACCAGCAUCGGCAGCUGGUAAUCAAGUGUUGGACGAAACGUAAGAGCAAGGAGUGGAUGCAUUACUUGAAGACUGUUGCCAACCAGUCUGCCCGCGACUUCACCUACCCAAACGUGCACCACUCAUUCGCCCCCCCUCGUCCAUCCACUCCAGUGGCCAUGUUCGUGGAUGGCUCCCCCUACCUCUCGGCUGUGGCCGACGCCAUGGAGCUGGCCAGAGAGGAGAUAUUCAUAGCGGACUGGUGGUUGAGCCCCGAGAUAUAUAUGAAGCGACCGGCUUUGAAUGGAGAUUAUUGGAGGCUGGAUACAUUGUUGAAACGGAAAGCGGCGCAAGGUGUCAAAGUAUUUAUAAUGCUCUAUAAGGAAGUAGAAAUGGCGCUAGGUAUUAACAGUUUCUAUAGUAAGAGCCGACUGGCCAGCGAGAAUAUUAAGGUAUUCCGUCACCCAGAUCACGCUAAAAUAGGUGUGUUCUUCUGGGCGCAUCACGAGAAGAUCGUGUGCGUGGACCAAACGGUCGCGUUCCUUGGCGGCAUCGAUCUGUGCUAUGGACGCUGGGACGAUCAUAAGCAUAGAUUAACCGACCUCGGCAGUAUAUCACACCCAAAAACGUCGAUAAGGUCAAAGAAAAAGACCUCAAGCUCGCCCGGCGCUGGACAGGUGCAUUUGUACGAUGGUGCGGCUAUUGAGUUGGCUAGGUCCACUAAAGAGUUGGUCAUUGGGUAUAAUGAUGUAAUCCAAGAAGAACCAGACCCACCGGUCCAACAGACAGAAACGGAAAACGUCCCGAACCCAGACUUGCCGGUAUUAGAGUCGGGAGACCACUUGCUUAUAACUACCCUCGAUAAAGACGAGAAAAAGAACGUUCUAGACAAAAUAACGGAUCGAGGGAAAGACAUUAUUGGUAUUAUUUACCCGCCAUAUGAAGAAGAGAGAAAUGAACAGAAGUUCGACGAUUCUGAAAGGAAGAAGGCGGAGAAGUACGCGCGCUCGAAUGAUGAAGUGCUUUUGACAGAUGCUUUGGGUAUUAAUAUCAACAAUAGGAGUGCCGAGCCUGCGCCUUUGGCUGAGGUGGUGGAAGGUCGUGUCAUAACCGAAAGUACAAAGAAAGUACUAGAAGGAGUUGAGGGAAACUCGAAACUGUGGAUCGGGAAGGACUAUGUUAAUUUUAUUGUAAAGGAUUUCAACAAUUUGGACUCGCCAUUUGUGGAUCUAGUAGACCGUUGUACGACGCCCCGCAUGCCGUGGCAUGACGUGGGCUUGCUUGUGGGAGGUGCGGCAGCAAGAGACGUGGCCAGACAUUUUGUGCAGCGAUGGAACGCUAUUAAAUUGGAGAAAGCCAGGCAGAACAGCAGCUACCCGUAUCUCCUGCCGAAAACUUACACGGACAUAAAACCACUCCAAGAUCUGUAUGAACUUCUCAACGUCGAUAUCACCAAUGUCUCUUGCCAAGUCCUCCGCAGCGUAUCGAGCUGGUCCUGCGGGUUUCUAGACCCAGAUACAGUGGAGCAGAGCAUACACGAAGCUUACGUGGACACAAUCACGAGGGCCCAGCAUUAUAUAUACAUUGAGAACCAGUUCUUCAUCACGCUGUCGAGGACCAACCCUCAUGUUAGGAAUCAGAUAGGUGAAGCGCUGUUCAACCGGAUAAUGCGCGCGUUCCGCGCCAAGGAGACGUUCCGCGUGUACGUGGUGAUGCCGCUGCUGCCCGGCUUCGAGGGCGAGGUGGGCGGCGCCAGCGGCACCUCGCUGCACGCCGUCACGCACUGGAACUACCAGAGCAUCUGCAGGAGUCGCGAAGCUAUCCUGACGCGGCUGUACGAAGCGGGUCUGCCAGACCCGAGCGAGUACAUAACGUUCCACGGGCUCCGCACCCACACCAUCCUGGACGGAGAGCCUCUCACGGAGCUCGUGUACGUGCACUCCAAACUGCUGGUCGCCGACGACCGGUACGUCAUCUGCGGCAGCGCCAACAUCAACGAUCGGUCCAUGGUGGGAAAACGGGACUCGGAGAUUGCCGUUAUACUGCAGGACGAGAUAUUCGAGGAUGGAAUAAUGAAUGGGAAACCAUUCCCAGUUGGCAAAGUGGCUGGUGGGCUCAGAAAGAGAUUGUUCAGAGAACAUUUGGGCCUCAUGGAAGAGGAUCUUACUAGAGUGGGGAUCAAUCUAGACGACCCGUGCGCGGAACAGUUCUACAUCAACGUGUGGAAGGCCACGUCGAAACGUAAUACUGACAUAUAUGAAGAGGUUUUCCACACGAUACCAACAGACUCGGUGCACACAUUCGCAGAACUAAAGAAAUACCAAGAGGAGAACUCGGAAACGUUAUGGCGUAAGGACCCGGCGCUCGCGAAUCGGAAAAUAGACCUUAUACAAGGCCUUGUAGUCGAUUUACCGUUGAAUUUCCUUUGCAAUGAAACGCUUACGCCGAGAAAUACUUCUAUGGAGGGUAUAUUGCCGACUUCUUUGUGGACUUAGGUUAUUGGAUAGUAAAAUUGGGUCAUCAAAUAUCAAUCGACAAUGAAAGUUUUCAAUAUGGAAGCAAUCAAAACGCUUCCU